Molecule: messenger RNA, 1919 nt
Organism: Pyrgilauda ruficollis (rufous-necked snowfinch)
Lineage: Eukaryota; Metazoa; Chordata; Aves; Passeriformes; Passeridae
Gene: PPP1R10
Product: protein phosphatase 1 regulatory subunit 10
Exons: 16
Cellular component (GO): nucleus
Source: RefSeq, a predicted model, not a curated record
GGGAACAGCCACAACCCGGGCUGUUCCUGCCAUGGGCUCGGGCCCCAUCGACCCCAAGGAGCUCCUCAAGGGCCUCGAUUGUUUCCUGGGCCGGGAUGGGGAGGUCAAAACCAUGGACGGCAUCUCCAAAAUCUUCAGCCUCAUGAAGGACUCGCAGAAGAUGGUGAGCCGCUGCAUUUACCUGAACAUCCUCCUGCAGACCCGGGCCCAGGACAUCCUCAACAAGUUCAUCCGGAUCGGGGGCUACAAGCUGCUCAACACGUGGCUGACGGGCUCCAAGGCCGCCAACAACGUCCCCUUCCUGCAGCAGCUGCUGCUCACCCUGCAGCACCUCCCGCUCACCGUGGACCACCUCAAGCAGAACAACACGGCCAAGCUGGUGAAGCAGCUCAGCAAGUCCAGCGAUGAUGAGGAGCUCCGCCGCCUGGCCUCCAUCCUGGUCAGCGACUGGAUGGGCGUGAUCCGCUCCCAGAGCAGCUCUCAGCCCACAGAACGGGACAAAAAGAAAAGGAAAGAGGAAAACAAAAGCAAAACUCCCGUCCCGGAGAAGCCCCAGGAGACCAAAAACGAGGCCAAAAGUGAGGAAAUUCCUGAAAAGAAACGGGAAAAACCCAAAUCCCUGCGGACCACGGCCCCCAGCCACGCCAAGUUCCGCUCCACAGGGCUGGAGCUGGAGACGCCGUCGCUGGUGCCGGUGAAAAAAUUAAACUCGGCCUCGUCUGACAAAUACAGCCUGAAACCUGUCCCGGUCAAGAGGCAGAGCGCCCCGACAGCCCCCGGGGAGGCUCCUCUGGCAGAGAAGAAAUACAAACCCCUGAACACGGCCCCGAACGCGGCCAAGGAGAUCAAAGUGAAGAUCAUCCCCCCACAGCCCAUGGAAGGCCUCGGGUUCCUGGACGCCCUGAACUCAGCGCCCGUCCCUGGAAUCAAAAUCAAAAAGAAGAAGAAAGUUCUGUCCCCAACAGCAGCCAAGCCCAGCCCCUUCGAGGGGAAGCCGGCGCCCGAGCCCAGCACGGCCAAACCCUCGUCCCCAGAGCCGGCGGCCGCGGAGCCCAUGGACACGGACCGGCCGGGGACGCCGGUGCCCGCCAUCGAGGUGCCCGAGCCCAUGGACACCGGCUCGUCGGACGCGGGGGGUGACCCCAAGGCCACCGAUGUCCCCUCCGAGGGGGGCCCGGCCCCGCGCAGGCCCCGCAAGAAGAAAUCGGUGUCGUGGCCCGAGGAGGGGCGGCUGCGCGAGUACUUCUACUUCGAGCUCGACGAGACCGAGCGAGUGAACGUGAACAAGAUCAAGGACUUUGGCGAGGCGGCCAAGCGGGAGAUGCUGAAGGACCGGCACGCCUUCGAGACGGCGCGGCGCCUCAGCCACGACUCCAUGGAGGAGAAGGUGCCCUGGGCCUACCCCAAGGCCCUGGAGCUGCCGGCGCCGCUCGUCAUCCCCGGCAGCGGCAGCCGCGAGCGCUUCACGCAGGCCGAGCGCGUCAAGGGCAUCCUGCAGGAGAUCUUCCUCUCCAAGGAGAGCAUUCCCGACAGCCCCCACGAGCCCGACCCGGAAUCCUACGAGCCACUCCCACCCAAACUCAUCCCCUUGGACGAGGACUGCUCGGGCGAGGAUGGGGCCUAUCCCGAGGGGCUGGAUCCCGGGAACGCCGCGGCCUCCCCGGAGCCGGGGGCGGGGGCCAAGCUGCCCCCCGUCCUUGCCAACCUCAUGGGCAGCGUCGGGGCCGGCAAGGGACCCCCAGGACCCCCCCAAAACGCCCCCAUCAACAUGCAGGAGAUCAAUUGUGGAGGUGACAAAUUUGGGGGCGGCCCCAGCAGCCACAAGGCCGAGGAGCUGCUCAAGCAGCCGGACUACUCGGACAAGAUCAAACACCUGCUGGGCAACCUGGGCAGCCAGCCGCCGGGGGGGCCCGGGGCAG